CCAGUUUCUAUAGCGACGGCGCUGCUCCGCGGCUCCUCCGAGUAGUAACAAAGCCGGCUCCCGGCUCCCGCCGCCCAGACGCUCUCCGCCGCCGCCGCCGGAGGAAGAGGGCACCGUCUGCCGGGGCGGCCCCACGCAGGACAAAGAGAGAACAGAGAACAUGCCAGCGAUGAAUCAUCUGUUUUUAUUAUCAGUCAUUCAGACACUUUGGUGAUGGAUGGAUGAAUAGAUAGAGCCCAGAGGUAUGAGCCAACUUGGCAGCUGGCAGUAACACAUUCAGAAGCACGGAAGUGUGGUGUGUGAGGCAACAACUUCCCUCCUCAGUAAACCUUCCUGGAAAACGCACUAUAUGUUAGACCUGCUUUUGAAAGUGAGAAUCAUCAGUCAGAGAAGUAAUAUAUUACAAAGAAAAUUAUCGGACAAUGGGAUUGUUUCUGUAGAAAAGAUAAAAUUAUACAUUUAUCUUUAUUUGAUGAUGCAGUUCAUGCAUGAUUCAAAUAAAUGUAAUCAAAGGUCAGUCUUGUUUGUAUGUUUCUUUUAGUGUUCUUGCCCAAAACCAAGAAUGUAUAAUGAAAUAAAAGCCCGUGGAUGGAAACCCGUGUACAAAGAUUCCAUGAAGUGCCUUGCUAAAACUUGAUGGCCAACCUCAUGUUAGAAGUAGAGAGGAGAUUUGCCAUCCUUUGGGAUGACUCCAUGUAUGUAGGGGGUAAAACUGGAACUCAGGGAUGUAACAAAUCUAAUAGCAGUAGCCAACACCUCCAAGAAGGUAUGCCCUUAGUUAGGAAUUAGGGAGGCUGAGGGUUUAUUAAGAUAGUUUUGUUUCUCCAGAGCAGCAUGAAGUGAUCCAUGCUGGUGACAGGAGGUAGCCAUAAAUGCCUGUUAAACUGCUCGUAUACUCUAUUCAGUUUACUGUCCCUUUUUGCUACUGUUAAGGUCUACCUCAUCAUCCUGUGUUUGCUUUAUGUGGGGGUAGCAAUCUCAGUGGUAUGAAAGGCUGCCUUGUAUCCGCCCUCUAUAAAUCGGUGAAAGAGGCAUGGAGGAGUUGAGUGAAUUCUUCACUGUGAGUCAGGCAUUAAACAGGUGCCCAAGGGGCUGUGGACAUGGACACGCACACACGCACACGCACGCGCACGCACACACACACACACACACACACACACACACACACACACACACACACACACACCCCGGUCCUUGGAGGUAUUCAAGGUGCUGAGCAACCUAAAUGAAACGCAACUUCAGAGCUGUCCCCGUUUUUGUAGAAACUCGCAAUAGAAGCAUUGAUUGGUAUGAAUGGGAUUGUGUGGGUGUGGAGGCCCCAGAAGGAAGAGCAGGCAAAGGGCUAUAAGAAUGGCUGUUGAUGGUGCCCAGAUUAGCAGGUCAUCAAGAUCACAGCACACAUCUACGUGCAGCUUCUCAGGACACCCACAUCAGGAGACAAAGGACAGUAGGUAAAGCCUGGUGACUCACAGAGGUGGGACAGGGUGAAGAGACUGUUCGCUCUCUGCUCCUAAAGACAACAAAAAGGCACAUCCGGCAGCAGCACGUUUGUCUACCAAAAAAAGAAGCCAGGAGCCAGGAUGAGGACUGAAUAGCUGGCAUCCCUUGUCCUCCAUGUCACUGCAAGGAAUGUAUCUCCGUGCCUGAGUGCUGGCCAGACUACCUGGUUACCCACGCCAUGGUGCUUUGUGAGUAUGUGGUUUGGAGUGAGUGGGUGAGAUCAGCACACUCCCCUUCUGUAAGGGCUCCCACUGAGCGUGGCUACACUACUGAAACACAGUGUUGCAAUACUGUUUUCUAGACUUUGCAGGAAGUAGGGUUUGGACCAGAUGACCUCCAGAGGUUCCUUCCAAUCUCAAUUAUUCUGUGAUUCUAGGACUUAACUGCAGGAAUCAGUGGAGUAUGUGCUGUGGUCUCUCUUGCCCAGGAGGUAAGAUUAGUGUAUUUUGAUGGUCUUUUCUAGCCUUAAAUCUUCAUCGUUUUUGACCACCUAUGUCCUCACUGGUAAGACUUAAAGAUUUUGGUUUUUUCUUUUUGAGAUGGAUUUGAGUCACCCAGUAUGAGGGAAAAAAAAGUAGCAUUUUCAGAUCAUAAAAGUUAUAGUUUAAUACUCCCCAGAGGGAUGGUUUUAAUCUUCUGCUAAACAAUCCUACCCUUGAAAACAUAGGGAAAAAAUCCAUUGAAGAGGUCUUUUUGAUCAGAGGCUGUAAACUCGACUCCAGGGUGCUGGAAUUGUAACGUCUCCUCAGUCAUUGUUAAAGCAACACUAGAGCUGUAUCGCAAACAAUGAGGAUUAUGUGUCUACUUUAAAAAUACAGUGCUGGGAAUGAAUUUCCCAAUUCAUGGAGCCCAUCUUGUCAUGUUCUUCACUGUGCUGAACUGACUGUACAAGGCUGGAUCCGCAAAUAAUCUUUCUCUUUCAUCUCUACUGUAAUGUCAUAUAUAGAAUCAAGGCACAUUACUCAAGAGCAUGCAUACCCAUCAGUUCCAGUGCUGUUGAGGACUUGUUCUUGUUGGUUUGCUUGUUUGCUUUGUUUUGCUUGAUCUGCUAUGAGUCCUAUUGUCCACACCUUGCCCAGCCCUUAUCCAACAGAAUUUUCUGUUACAGGAACUAAGCCGUUAGUCAUCUUGGUGGUAUGACAACUAAGCGAGUGAAUGUUGUGAAUGCUUAUCUUCCCUGCAUCUUACCCACAGCCUUUCCUGGAUUUUUAUAGCUACCAUCAUGUGUGAUUGAACUUAACUGUGAGAGAAUUGGUUACACAACAAAAUACAAACUCUCUCCUGAAUUUUUGCUUUGGCUGCUUUUCUCUGACAUUUCACUCUGGCUAUUUUACUGGUAUUCCAGUAUUAAAAAUGAAUUCUAAAUUUUGUUCCUAGGUCCUCCCCUGCUUUACCACUCUCCAUUACUAUUUAUCACAUUCAUUCUCAUUAGCAUGGUGGGCAACAGAAGCCGUAUCUCACAUUUCUCCAUUUCUUCUUACAUUCAGAUUAGUCCCAUGUUUUGCUGUCAUCUCUUCUUGUACAACACGUACAAUUUUCCUCAUGCACCCAUCUCUGCCUAUUAUGCCUUAAUAUUUUCAUACUUUGAUUCCUCUAACUUGUAAUAUAUAGCCUGUAACCUGCUCCUCACUUGCUGACUUGAUGCUUGCAUUGCUUCCCUUCAGAAGCUACAUCCAAACCUCUCAUAUCUUCCUUGGACAUCUUCCUAAACCAUGUAAUUCUGCAUCUUUGAAACUCCCCACAAAUUCAUCUUGCGUUUCAACUCAGACUUGUUUUUGUCAUGUUUAAGGCCCUCUUUCACUGUCUGUGCUUUCUGCUGUGUUCGUUCUCCACUCUCUGUAAUUAUGCCAGUCUAGAAACCUUUUUUCUAAAUUUUCCUCACUUGCAUUUAUCUGUGUUUUCUUCCAUGCUGUCCAUUUUGUGCUUACUGAGAUCCAUCAUACUCCUGCCCUCUUUUUUUCACUUAUUCAAAACUCUAUUUUGUAAGGAUCCCAAUAAUCCGAAAUAGAAAUCUUGUUAAGUUGUAAUCUGUGUUCAGUUACACUCAUGCAUCAUCAGUAACUCAAUGGGACUGAGUUCAGAAGUAUAAGCAAGGGUAAGAUUUACUGCAGAGUGCUUAGAAGGGACGAAGAACAGUUACACUGAAGGUACUUUUUUGUUCCAUUUAGAUCUAGUGUGUAAUGAUGUUGUUAUAAAGAUGUCAUUGCAAAAUGUCUUAUAAUCUUCAAAGUCAAUUCUAAUGCAUGGAACUCAGUUUCCUUUUCUGAAUAGCUGAGUUAAACCUCACCAAGUUAAAUGGUUACUGUUUGCUUUUGAUGGUGCAUGCGAUAUGAGGCUCUUUUAAAACCAAUGGUGUAAUAAACCAGUGGUUCCACGUGGUAUGUUCGCAGAAUGAGACACAUCUGAGAUUGUAAUGUCUCAUUUGGACAUGAUACCAUCAGUGUGAGUGUAUCAAAUACUGCAUUCACAUGAUAUUGAAUCAGUAAGUCCUUCAGACUUGGUAGCCUGCCAGUGAGGCUGCCACAAUUUGUGCAUUCAUAAGCAGUGUCACUGAGUCUUGUCUGCCCCUUUCUGCACAUCCCAGUGUAUUAAGUUUAUCUUUUUGGGUAGGGAACAGUAACCCACAGUGUUUAUGAAUUAUUAGAUGCCAUCAUAGUACUUUACUGAUGUUGUUCCCCAGUUGGAUUUAGAUACUACAAAGCACAAUUUAAAAGAUUUAAUAACUUGACAAUUAAAUUUUUUUUUCAAUAACAGAGCAUUGGUACAUACUACAGAUGAAAGCCAAGCAGAAAUUAAUGGUUGUCUGUGUCACAGUCUCCCAAUCAAUCCAAUCUGCUUUUAUUCUGAGCAGGGAUUACAUAUUUAGGAACUGAAUACAUGAGGCAGUAGCAAGUUUUAGAAACACCAAGAUUUUUAUCCUAUGAAACCAAAGCCAAGACAAAAUCCAAUGCGAUUUGUUCACAUUAUAUUUGCUAGCACUGCACUUUUUUCAGUUAAAUCACUCUUGAUUUACACAAGAGUAUCUAGUUCACAGUAUCUUUGUUUCUAAUGAAUUAGCAGUAUGCCCUAUUGCCAUUUUGCUAAUCAAAAGGCUUUUAACCUCUCUGGCCUUUUACACAAAUUCAUAAGAAUACUUUUAUUGCUGUACUAUGCCAUAAAUCGCAUCAUUUAAAAUGCUAUACAGAGCCAUAUAUGCAGUUGAGUGGGAUCACUGAAAGCUAGAGAUUUGGGCAUAGAUGGCAUGAUAGUCUCUUACUUUGCCGUAGAGAAGGAGCACUUAAUUAACAAGGAAAAAAUUCCACUUGGACUGGGGGGAAAUAAAUCAGAAAAUUCACUCUGAAUCACUGAGCCAAAAGAAUAUUCUGACGGUCCUUUUCCAGAUACUCUCUCAUUUGAUCCAGUGCAAAUAGCUCUCAUAUAUCUGAAUACAUGCACUGCAUGUGAUCCAAGAAAGCAGCUUUGGCCUCAGAGACCAGUCUCAGGUGUGUGUCUAGAAGGUUUUUGUUUGUUUAAGGACAACUUAGCAUUUUCAACUAAUCUGUGAUCUGGAAACUUCCAUCUGGGUUCCACCCUUACAGUGGAUAAUUCUUUAGAAGAUAACCUUGUCAAAGAAAAGAAUUGUUCCUGUAAAGGCAUUGCUAUAAAGGGGUCUGUGGUUGGUCAUGUGUGCCUUGAUCUGGUAUACAAAGCUGUGAUCAUUGCUGUGUGAUGCAUGGUUGCCUUUUUGCAGUGGUUACUUGGUCUGGUGAAUCCACAUAACAUAAAUUCCACUAGCUGUGCACCCGCUUCUCCCUCAAUUCACCUUUGUCUUACGAUCAAUGCAUAUAGCAGUAGUCUGUAAAGGUCCUUCAGAAAUAGAAGUCUAUCAGGAGUAAAAUCAUGAAAGUUAAAGUUUCUCAAAGCUGUAGUUUCACUACAAGCCAUGUUACUUCAGACACCCAACAUGUUAAUGGGCUUGACAAAACUUUAAAAAGCAUCCAUAUGGAGGAAUACAGCCAGACAGGAUGUCAAGCAACAUUUGCGUAAAGUUUUGAAUAAGUGGAGAUGAAAGUCUCCAUUUUCUGUGGUUACUGAUCCUCUGAGUUACCUAGUUGAAAUUGAGACAUGUCUGCACUUGGAAACUUGGAGAAUGAAAGGUAAAACUUUUACUGUCUUCUAGGAUAUGUCCUAUUACAUUUCCAAAUGCAGUGUGCUGUAGCUUAAACUGUAUAGUGACUGGUUACAGAUAGGCAGGAUAUAUUGGCAAGGUUGUAGAACUUAAGGAUAUAAGCGCUGGAUGCUGUAGUGGGAAACUGUAGGUAAGUUUGGUUGAAUCUCCUGAGAACCAGGUUAAAUUAGCUCAUGCAGAACUAUGUGUCGUCACAGAUAGAUUGCUUCCAGUACCUGACCUGGCUCAGUUAUCUCUGAACUGCAGUGCAGUUUAAAGUGUAGAUAUACCUUCUCUUGUGAAAUGCCUCCACCACAACUAAUAGGAAGUGUCCUCCAGGGUGCACUUUUUGAGGGUGUGUGUCUGAGAGUGCCCUCCAGAAAGACAAAAGGAAAAAUGUGAGCUCAGAAGUCCUCAAGGAAUACUGUAAUCAUUUGAGUGUGCAGAAGAUGCUAGAACUAAUUUUAUGCAAUUUCCCUGAGAGCUCCUUCUGUCAAGAAGCCAAGCCCAAGGAAAACGGUAUAUUUUAACUUGCUGCAAGUACAGCCUGUGUUUGCAGAGAUUUGAGGAAGUCAUAGAUUCACAGUGGAUGCUAUGCUGCCUUCUGCACUGAUUACUAGUGCAGUAUUUGUAAUGUUCUAAACCAUGGUCUAGUAGGCUAACAAACAGCAGUAUGCCAUAUUGGUGCUUCAAAUAUGGAGCUAUCCAUGGAAAAGUAACAGCAUAAAUAGCACCCAAUGCUUCUUCUAAGUCUUCCCUUCUGUGCAAAUUAUGUGCAUUCAGCACAUUGGAAAUGAGGCCGUUGUGAAAUAUGUCAUCCUGUAAUGUCUAUUCAAUAAGGUCGCUUACUAACUCAUCUUUUUCGUAUUUGUUUUCAGAAGAAGAGGCAUGUGUAGCAUUCAGAAGCUUCCCAUUCACCUGCUUAAGUAAAAUGAGAGCAGAAGAAAUUCAUUAUGAAAAUUAUUCUAAAGAAAAUUUGUCAUGUAAAAUAUCAGAUAUUUUAAGAUGCUCUUGCUUAUUUUUCAGUUCUAUCAAAGUUUCCUAUCUUAAUUAGGAGAAAGCAAGAAAUGUUUUUCAUUUCCUGCUUUGUUUCAUAAGGCUCAGACAAGCUUCUCAUUUGUGAUACUGUACCAGAAAAAACGGUAUCUUUUGGAACACUCAGUGAAAGCUGCUAUGUUGCUGUUGGGAUUUAUAUUACUUUAAGUGAAAUCCAGAAUUUGAUAGUGUUCUGAUUUCUAGUUUUCCUAGUCUUGUACAAUAUGUAACAAAGCAUUUAAACUAAAAUCCCAGUUCACUAUAACCACUUAAGAAAAUACCAAUAUCUGGUCUCAGCUAUUAACUUACAUUAACCCAGGUAAAUAGGCAAGUGUAAAGACCCUCUAAGGACUAUAUUGCUUUUUAAACCUUUACAGUUCCCUUUUAUAUUCUCUCUAUUUUCUUUCUAGUUAGUUUAAAAGGCAAGCUGUGUUUCUGAAUAUAUCAGAAUAUUUUUGAAAUUUCUGAAGCAAUGCUUUCCCUUACUGGAUUUUAUAUUUUAAAUAUGCUCAAACAUAUACACUUAAAAUGUUUUGAAUUAGCUUAACAUUUCAACUGUUAUAGUUACAAAUGAUGUCAAAAUACUGUAGUUCUGCUCAAAGCAAAGACAAUUUUAUACUCUCCGUUGAGUUUGUGAGGCUUUACUGGUGUAACUUUUUCAGAUGAUGAAAAAUUUGGAGAGUCAAGGUUGUCCUCUUGCCCCAAAGCAGAAGCAGGCAACUUUUGAUGAAACACGUUUUCCAGUAUGUUCCUAUCAGAAGCACAUGUGAGGGAGACGCACCGUGUUUUUAGCUGAGUUUUGAUAUGUUACGUGUGCUAUGGAUAAAUCCUGAGGUGUGCUGAAUUGCUUGCUUAUUUCUGCUGCUCUUACCAAUCUGCAGGGCAGUCCAGGCCUGAAUAUGCUCCCAGAAGUAGUAGCACUAGUCUCAGGGCAACCACUGGUGACCAUGAUGCCUUCAGAAAUACCCAGAGUGUAUCAUGCUUCAUCUUAUUCUCAGUAGAUUCCUUUGUACUUUAUGAUCUAGGAUGGGAUGAUUUUAUAUAUAGUAAAGCCGAUUUUUCUUUCACCCAUUGAGGAAAUGACCCAUAAUCUGAGGUCUGGUGAGAGCUUAGCUCUUCAGAGCUAAUUCUCAAGGAGACAUUGGAUCUACUAAUGGAAAUGAUUUCCUCUGGGAAGGGAGUUAUACCAAACUGGUUCCUUACAGACCGUAGUCUCUGUAUUAUUACUGUAUGUAUGGUUUCAAGCCAUGAGGAUUCUGUCCCUCACUGGGAAUCUUCGAUUGAGUAGCACUAAACUUCUUUCAGUGGGAGUUCACAAUAGGUAAAAAUCCCUCCAUUUCACUACUAAACAACAUGUUAAAACCAGAGCAAUUCAUAAUAAUCUCCUUGAAGUUUAAGUCCUUUAUAAGCCUUCACCUGAGUUAAGCAAAUCUCACCAGCAGAAUACUCCAGCAAUUCUGAGACUAGUGGUGUAGCACUUCAUUGAUCUCUGACAGUCCCAGAGUCAUUUACAGCAGUUAGGAAGAUAUCUCCAGACUAACACUUUAAGCUGCUGUUGUUUAAGAGGAUUCUGUACUCCUUAGUGGCAUAAAAUAAUAGCAAUAAAUUUUCUUGCAUUUUUGGCAGAGUGCAGCUGUGCAUAUUGCUUGAUACAAAUUAAUUCAAUCCAUUCAUCCUUUAUUUAAAUAUCUGCGAUUAUAUCUUAUGCACCUCUGUCUAGAAUUAUCUGUGUGCCUGCAGUAACUUUUCUUUGUAGUUUGUUUGCAAGCAGUUACCAUGCAAUUGUGAAGCCCUGCUAGACGAAGUGGAGUUGCUGUGAUGCUUCCUGUAAUCUAAUUUUCGGCAGAAACACUCAGAUAAAAAUAUCACAAGCUGGAAAAAUCUAGUGUGAUGGUCAUUGCCUGCUGAGUCAGAAUGCAGCAAAGCUGUUUGAAUGCAGUGGUCCACAGGAGACUGUUGUGUUUUCUGGUCUGUGCUGGAGAAGAGACCGCAGUUUGUUUGGAGAACUAGAAGUGAUAAAGAGCUUCUUUGAGAUUUCUGAAGGGAAGUAUUUUGAUAUGUUUUUAAAACCCUUCUUUCAAAGCAUGGUUUAUCUCCUUAACUGCUUUGCUCCUUUUUUUGUGUGUGAAUUUCUAACACUUGUGAAUAUGUGGUUGCUAGAAGAGAUAGCACCUCAGAAUUCUUAGGUAUAUUUAGCAGAUAAUAUUGAAGGAACUUUAAAAUUAACAACAGAUCUGUAAAGAUAACUCUGGAUUAUUUUACAGAAAUAAUUUUAGUAAUUGGGAUUUCCCCAAUAUAUUUCCCUAAACAGAAAUUGUAACAUAUGGGUAUUUCCAUGCAAACCAGAGAAAUUGGACAACUUCCUCUCUUUCUGAGAAAACAGACUGAAGGGUCUCCCAGCUCAUGUAUUUGCUCUACUAAUUUUGUUCCCUCCUUUCCACCAGUCUUUGCCUGUGUGGAGGAUAGGUAUUUCUUGUCUUCCCUGUGAGUGAACCUUUGCAAGAGGUUCUUUUUCUCAGAAAGAAGUAAGAAAGAUAAUAGAAAAUACUUCAAGCACAGGAGGAACAAGAGGCCCAUGAAAGAGACGUUACAGUACCUGGUGGAUAGCAGGCACAGACAGCUGGAUGAGGCAGCUGGACCCAAGUGGUGACCCACAUCAUUCUGGAUGGUGCUCUGCCAGUGGAUGGGAUUAAAAGCCUGCAAAAUGCAAUGCCACACCCACGAUUUUGAGAAUGCAAGUGCUUGAAUUUGGGAGAAGUUUGGAGAAAAAUUCCAGAUUGUCUUAUUUACGUGGAUGCCUGGCUUGGAGUAAAGGACAUGCAGUACAGCAUCCCUAACAGAAGCUGAAAAUGGAUGACUCCUGCUGACACUUUUUGACAACUUCAUCUCCUCUUUUCCUGAUUGAGAUGGGUGAAAUGAUUAUCAGGAAAAAAUUCUAAAAUAAGCCUGAGUGACAUAAUUGUCCAUUGACUCCUCUUGCCACAAGUCUAAAAACCAUCAGAAGAAAUGACCAGUCAGCUACCAGAGGAGUCUGUGGAGUCCCAGAGCUCAGAUGAGCUUGAGUGCAAGAUCUGUUACAACCGCUAUAACCUGAGACAGAGAAAACCAAAAGUGCUGGAGUGCUGUCACAGAGUAUGUGCCAAAUGCCUGUGCAAGAUCAUAGACUUUGGAGACUCUCCUCAAGGAGUCAUAGUAUGCCCAUUUUGCAGGUUCGAAACCUGCCUGCCAGAUGAUGAGGUUAGUAGCCUUCCUGAUGACAAUAACAUCCUUCUGAAUUUAGCUUGUGGGGGAAAGGGAAAAAAGUGCCUGCCAGACAACCCAACAGAACUCCUGCUGACUCCCAAAAGGUUGGCGUCCCUGGUUAGUCCUUCUCACACCUCUUCCAAUUGCCUGGUAAUAACAAUCAUGGAAGUACAAAGAGAAAGUCCCCAGACCCUGAACUCAACCCCUGUGGUGGAAUUUUACAGGCCUACGAGUUUUGACUCUGUUGCAACUGUAUCCCACAACUGGACAGUGUGGAACUGCACAUCUUUGCUCUUCCAGACUUCAAUUCGGGUGCUAGUUUGGCUGCUAGGGUUGCUGUACUUUAGUUCCUUGCCUUUAGGCAUUUACUUACUAGUAUCUAAGAAAGUCACCCUUGGGGUUGUCUUUGUAAGCCUUGUUCCUUCGAGCCUUGUUAUUCUUAUGGUUUACGGCUUUUGCCAGUGUGUUUGUCAUGAAUUUCUAGACUGCAUGUCUUCUUCGUAACAAAUAACAGUGAAAUAAGAUGUAUUGCCAUGUAUGUAGCAUAGCUGAUUUAGCCUUUCUUUGUAUUCUUAUUUAUUCUUGUUAUUGUCCAUCCCACUAAAUGGAAGCGGUAGCCUUAGUUUUAUCGUCCUUUUAUUUCUAUUUGAUUUGAUAUUUACUGUCUUCUCUCUUUUUUUUUUAAAGCUAAACAAUGAAAAUAAAAUUUAUGUGCUGAUUUUUAAAAGGCCAGAUUGUAGAGAGGGCUAAAGCAAAAUUGCCAAACUUGGUGCCUGCUGCACAGCCCUUAUUCAAAUAAGUAGCUAUUUGCCUUCCAUUGGCUUGCUCACGUGAGUCAAGACUGCAGGAUCAGUCCUGGAAGAAGUUAGUACAACAGGCACCCUCUAGGUCAAAGUACAGCAUCUCUUAAUCCAAAGCAUCUCAUGCUUUGAAAUAUCUGUUAUUUCUGCUAGUGAAUGAAUCACUUUCUUAAUUAAUAAUACAAGAAGAAUAAGACAAGUUACCAUUGCUUUUCCCAUUCUUGUUACACCAGAAACAUUUGUGGGAGACCAGUGGUUAUGGAUUUCCUGCAUCCUGGGCAUGAGGAAUCCAAUUUUUUUUCCCCGUGCUAGACUCAUCCUUCAAAACACUUUCCCUAAACAGGGGCCCCCAUUAUCUCCCCCUAUGGUUGCAGCUCCCUCUGAGUUACUCCUAAUAAUAAGUACUUUCAGGGACCCAGCUAUACAUUUACUCUCCUCUAGAUGCACUUUUUUAAAGUGUGCAUCCACCUUGGGCUUCCCCUCACAGGUUCAGAGCUCUACAAACUUCCCCAGCUAUCUUUCUUUAUGCAUACCCUCCCUCUGAGCACUUCCACCUCCACGCCAUAAGCCCUCCUGACAAAUUGCCUGACUGAUUUUGUGCACGCCUACUCUCUGGUAGCUGCAGUGGAGAAUUUCCCUUAAGUGACUUUAGCGAUCAAGAUAGAUCUUUAUUCCCCAUCACUGGGAAAUGGACUUUUGAUGACUAAUACAAAUUUCAGAAAAAUUCUGAAAUCAUUGGGGUUUUUUAUUUGCUUUCUGAGUUCCCAGAAUGAGCACUAUAAGGAGGUACCAUGACUCUGAGAAGGAUUCUGUUUAAUGUGUAAUGCUUCUAGGUGUUGAAUACCCAGAACUCCCUCUGUCACCCCUCAGGGUGAGGUCAUGGCACUCUAGAUGCAGCAGUUAGUGUAACUUGACUGGCUGCAUUCAGAGGAAUUGCUGGUUUGCCAGGCCCUGUAAGGUUUCUUUGUAUGUUUAGGCUAUUUCUUAAACUAGUGGAAAAACCCCAAAAUAAAAAGAAAUAUUUAAUGUUUAUGUGCAACUAGCUCUGGUCAGCGCCAUAAUGAAAAAUUCAUUUUCCUGUGCACAACAGAAUAAAAAAUGAAAAGGAGCAAUUGAUCAGUGCAAACAAGGCUUUUGGAUCAGGCACAAGAUUUUGUAUUCUCAGGAUAGCGUCGGGGAGAGGGGGGUUGUUGUGUGAAGACUGAAUGUAUGGCCUAACAAUAUUCUCAGAGCAAAUUGACUUUGGUAAAAAUGAAAAAUGCCAAUGGGAAAGGGAAAGCAUAAGUGGCUGUUGUGUCUAUCCAGAGGACUUGAAGUCAAGCUGGUCCAAUUUUUGUAGAUGGUACAAGUAGCAUCAACAGUUUACAUUCCUAUUACAAACUUAGGAAAAAAUGUGGAAAUAUAAAGGUCUUGGUUUUCUUGACGCUUGAGUUUAUAAUAGUGCACAUAUACAUAUAUAUAUAUAUAUAUAGAUGCACAUAUGCAAGAAGAAAACAUCUAGCAAGAUUAUAGUUUUCAAGUGUAUGAAGUUACAGAGCUAUGUACUGAAUGGGUAAAGGAGAUGUUUUAGUCUUUUGUGUAAUCACUUGCUAAUAAUUAGAACUAAAAUAUUUUCAGAAUUCCUAGAAAUGACUAUUCCUAAGUAAUUGUUUUUAAUGCUUGUGGUAAAGUACAUGUAGUUAGAAGAGUUGUCAUCUCCUGUCCUGGUAUACUGCAAGGUGUGACUGAUCUAUGAACUCAUAAAUUUUAAGCAUCCAAACACAAUCAUGUCAAAAAAGAAAGAAAAAUAGAAAACUAUCUGGUUUUAUAGUACUUUAUAACUUUGGGAAAAUAUGUAUUUGUAGUGUUAGGGGAUUUAUAUAUUUUAGGGUUUGUUCACUAUGUGUGAAUAUAAUAUCUCUAAUAAAGGGCUGGCUGAAAGAGGAA
Molecule: messenger RNA, 12651 nt
Organism: Dromaius novaehollandiae (emu)
Lineage: Eukaryota; Metazoa; Chordata; Aves; Casuariiformes; Dromaiidae
Gene: RNF182
Product: ring finger protein 182
Exons: 7
Coding region: 9689-10429 (246 amino acids)
Biological process (GO): protein ubiquitination
Cellular component (GO): cytoplasm
Molecular function (GO): ubiquitin-protein transferase activity
Source: RefSeq, a predicted model, not a curated record